CAAAACUACAACUGGACGUUUGGGACUUUCCUCUGUAAAAUCUGUGGUGCUGUUUUGUCCGUUAAUUUGUAAGCUAGCAUAUUUUUCAUUGCUUCCAUGAGCGUGGACAGAUAUCUUGCUAUUGUGCAUCCCCUACAGUCUCAGAGCAGAAGAAGUUUAUGCCAGGCUCAGUUUAUCACCAUGAUGGUGUGGAAUUUGGAUUUUUUCUCAAGUCUUCCAACAAUUUACUUCAGAAACACAUACUAUCUGGAAAUGUACAAGGUGACCGCAUGUAUAAUGGACUUCCCUCAGGACGACUUCUCUGCCUGGUCUGCUGCACUGGGACUAAUGAAAAAUACACUUGGCUUUCUUGUUCCAUUUUCGAUCAUCAUCAGCUGUUACAUUGGCAUUGGAAAGUACCUGCUGAAAACGCUGUACCUGGAGAUAAACAAGCACAAGAGGGACAAGGUCCUGUGGAAGGUGCUGGCUGUACUGCUGGCUUUUUUCAUCUGCUGGUUUCCCUUUCACAUCCUAACAUUUCUUGAUAUCCUUACCAUGUUAAACCUCAUUACAAGUUGCAAGUUAAAGGCUCUCAUAGAUACCUUGAUGCCUUUUACACUUUGUGUGGUCUUUGCCAAUAGCUCUGUUAACCCUUUGCUAUACUGCUUCAUGGGCAAUGAUUUCCAGCAGGAGCUCAUCUAUCUAGUGAAGAGACGCUCAUCAGUGUUCCUUAAUAAAAGGAACUCUAUCAGCACACAGCUGAACUCUUUUUCAAGAAAAUUAAGUGAUGCGAAGGAGCUGGGAGGUUUACCCAAGUCAGGCCAUUCCUAAGAAGAGUGUAUAUUUGUGAAUCACUUCAUGUGUUCUCUCGCUGGUCUUCAACACUCAGCAUCUGACUCUGUUCGAUGCCACCAUUUUGUUGAAUCCAAAAUUUACAAGUUUAAAUGAUAACCAUCAUUAAAACCUCUUUUUUUAAUUCAGUCUUAUAAUAAGAAUAA
Messenger RNA from Erpetoichthys calabaricus (reedfish), 977 nucleotides. RefSeq names its product type-2 angiotensin II receptor-like. The coding region runs from base 97 to 810 and encodes 237 amino acids. Gene Ontology annotation, cellular component: membrane. The record is from RefSeq and is a predicted model, not a curated record. The transcript has a single exon. Gene Ontology annotation, molecular function: angiotensin type II receptor activity. NCBI's taxonomy places the organism in Eukaryota, Metazoa, Chordata, Cladistia, Polypteriformes, Polypteridae. Gene Ontology annotation, biological process: immune response; blood vessel diameter maintenance; regulation of apoptotic process.